CGCUUCAAACACCACAAAAAUACAUAUUUAACCUUUAAAAACACUUUCAAAUAAAUCUGUGAUAUACUGGAAUUCAUAUGUAACUAUGGCAACUAUGGAAUCACCUGACCUGACCUGAUCACAUGACAGCACCUGGCAACACCUGGCGUCACCUGGCAACACGUUCCACAUUCUAUUUCUACUUUAUGACAUCAUAAAGCUUCACUUGUUCAUUUAUAUAAGUGUAGCACAAGUUCCAGUGUAAAAUCACUUCUAUUCAGACUUCGACCGAGACACAGAGACUCACCACAGACAAACAUGCCCAAAGACUGGUGCGAUUACACUAGUGAGGACGACGAACUCCUGUACAGCCAGGAGUUCAACCUGAUGGAGGCGUUGGGAUUAACACCUACCAACCCACAUCAGGCCUCUGGACCAGCAGAACAGGUGGUCCACACCUUUCAAAAUCCUCAAGAGUUUCUAACUCUUGAGGAGUUAGAACGGGAGCAGCUUGGACCUCAACACCACCAGAGGUCCAAGGAGGACGAGGAGAAGGGCAUGGCUUUAGUCAUGUCUCGACUCCAGGCUGCCUCAGCUGCUCAGGCCAGAGCCAGAGAAGAUCUGUUCAUCCAACCAGAUGAACUGAACAACCAGCCUCAGUCCCGAGAUAUUGAGGGACUGGAGAAACAGGUCGCUGACCUGACAGCGCUGUUGCAGCAACACGAAGACGAUUCCUGCAGAAAAUCAGCAGAGUGGAAAACGGAAAAGCAGAGACUCCAGCAGGACUCUGCUGAUCUGAAUUCUAAACUCCAGGAAAAGUCUUUGGAAAAUACCGCUCUGAGAGAACGCAACUCUCACCUGGAGCGUAUUGUGGCCCAACUUGAAAAAGACAGGUCAUCUCUGGAGCUCAGACACCAAAAGGAGGCUGAGCUGAAGGCCCAGAAGCUCCAGGAACUCGAGAACAUGCAGACACAGGUCCAAAACAUUGUGCAGACCCGUGAGAAGCUGCAGGACUGCCUGAGGAGGUCUCAGGAAGAGCACUCCAUCCUCAAAAAAAGGUACGGGGCUCUGAAGAAGGAUCUGAUGCAGGAGGUGGAACAGGAGAAAAACAACAUUGCUGAGCUCCAGAAAGAAAAUGCCACCAUUCUGAAGUCCUGCCAAGAGCUAAGCUUAGAGCGCUCCCUGCUGGAGAAGAAGUGCAGUGGACUAGAGGAGCUACUCAGGACCUCAGAGAAAGAGUGCUCCCUGCUAGAGACAAAGACCACUGCACUCCAACAGCAGGUCGAGCAGGACAAACUGAACAGAGACGACCUGCUAAAUGAAAAGGCCGCCCUGUUGAGGACCUGCGAUGAGCUAAAAUUACAGCUCUCGGUGCAGGUCGAGACAUGUGAUGCGGUGCAGGUAAAACUGAGGAGGUGUGAGGAAAAGAACUUCCUGCUCAUUGCAAAUAACUGUGCUCUAGAGCAGGAAGUGAAAGAGGAAAAACAUGGCAGAGCACAGUUAGAAAAUGAGAAGGCCACCAUGUUGAACACCAGUAAAGACCUCGAGGCAGAGCGCUCCCUGCUGGUGGACAGGUGCGGCGCACUGGACCACGCCCUGGCUACAACUCAGGAAGAGCUCUCCCUGCUGACUGUAAAGAACAGGGCUCUACACCAGCAGGUAGAGCAGGAACAUCACAUGAAGACUGCUUUAGAGGAAGAGAAAAUAGCUCUGGUAAACACCCGUGAGAAGCUGAACACAGAGCUCUCCCUACUGCUCCAAAGAUUCAGCGCCUUGGAGGAAAAGCAGAGGAGCACAGAAAGACAGCGCUCCCUGCUGGAGGAGGAGUCUCUUCGGAACCACAUCAGGAUCACGUCGCGGGUCACCAAAUUGUCAGCUUCUCCUGGAGGCAGCCUGAACAGAGGAUCUUAA
Molecule: messenger RNA, 1890 nt
Organism: Boleophthalmus pectinirostris (great blue-spotted mudskipper)
Lineage: Eukaryota; Metazoa; Chordata; Actinopteri; Gobiiformes; Gobiidae
Product: cingulin-like
Exons: 2
Coding region: 298-1890 (530 amino acids)
Source: RefSeq, a predicted model, not a curated record